GAAGAAGAAGAGAAUCGUACUUUCCGCCAUUCUAGCCUGCGGUGUCACUCAACAAAAAUCGUGGACUGAGAAAUUUCUCCAAACAUGCCAUUCACAACCGCGUAGGCUACUGACAAUUCAUGUCUCAUUUGAAGCAUAGCCUUUGAGAUUUAGCUAGAUAUUGGUGCUGGAAGCUCUCUGAUGUUCAACCAUGGAUGAAGAAGACAGCCAGGAUGAGCUGAUCAACCAGAAUGCCUCCCACGGAAAAGAAAAAAGGCCUGCGGUGUGGGCAAUCUCAGAUGAAGACAGUGAUGAAGAUGGGGAGGAAACUGAGGAGGGAACUUCUGACAGUGGUGAGGAGGAGGAAGACCACCUUGAUGGAGAGGAAGACGAGGAGGAGGAAGAAGAGGAUGACAGUGAUGAUGGAGAAGAGGGCGCGGUGGGGGGAGCGUCUGCUGACUUGGCAGGUCUGAGCUCAGACGAGGACACAGAGAAAUGCCCCAUUUGCCUCAACUCCUUCCACAGCCAGCCCGUGGCCACGCCAGAGAGCUGCGAACACUACUUCUGCCUCGACUGCAUCCUUGAGUGGUCCAAGAAUGCAAACUCCUGUCCUGUGGACAGAAUAGUCUUCAAUAACAUCUACCUGAGAAAAUGUUAUGGCGGGAAAGUGCAGAAAAUGAUCACAGUGCAGAAACCAGUGAAGGAGGGCCAGGAGGAGGUGAUAGACCUGGAGCUGGAACAGACCAGCUGUGAGGUGUGUGGAGGGAGCGACCGUGAAGACCGCCUGCUGCUCUGUGACGGCUGUGAUGCUGGGUACCACAUGGAGUGCCUGACCCCCCCGCUGGAUGCUGUCCCUGUGGAGGAAUGGUUCUGCCCAGAGUGUCAAGCCAACAACCGCCAUUCAAGGGGUUCAGUGGAAGUGCAGAGCGACACGGAGAGUCUGAGCAGCACCCGUCCCACAACCAGCCGCUCCCACCUCCCCACGGCGGGCCCCACCCGGGCCAUCGCCCGUACCCAGCAGAGCGAGAGGGUUCGCGCCAGUGUCAACCGCCAUCGCAUCACCCAGGCACGCAUUGCACAGAUCUCCCCCAGCUUUCUGAUGCCACAGUCCACCUGGCUGGAUGAGACUAUCAACGCAGUGGUGGCUGGACUCAACACAGCUGUGUACAUACGGAACCUCACACCCCGCGUUCCAUCCAGCCGACGACGCAGGACAGUAAAGCGUAGGAAAGGCAAGAGUAAGAGGUCAUCGUCUGCCACGGGUGGUAAGGGCAAAGCUGCAGGCACCGGGGUGAAGAGGAGGAAACGGAGAGUGAGGAGGACCAAGUCCAGAAGGAAACUGGUGGUGAAAAAGGAACCUACGUCUCGUGGUCGUAUAGCCCGUAGCCUGGGGAUAGGGAAGCCCAAACGGGGCUCGUCCCUUCCCUCUGUGUACCGGCCUACAGAAACCACUCUGGGCAGUAUGAGGGCUGACAUAGGAGCUGCUUCGCUCUCUGUCUAUGGAGACCCCUACGAUCUGGACCCCUUCACUAGCAGGGAUGAUGAGGAGGAGCAAGCCUUGGCCACGACAUCACUGCUGGAAGCAAAGAGGCGUGGCUUAUCUCGCUCCGCCCUCCUCUCGCACCAGCCUGUGGCUCGACCAAUCACUGCUGGCCUCUCCAGGCGGGGGCCGAGCCUGCCCCAGUUGGAGGAGGUGGCGGAGGUGGCCCCAGUGCCUGACCUGCUGGGCAGCAUCCUGUCAGGACAGAGCAUGCUGCUGAUGGACAGUUCAUACGUAGUCAUUAACAGAGACGGAUCCCUCAAGGAUAACAAACCAUUGGGUUUGUCGUCUUCCAUGCCCGGCAGCAGUAGGAGCAGCAACUCUGGUGAAUCAGUAGCCCAGCUCCAAUCAGGGAUGUCCCCUAACACAGCAGCCAGCUCCCUUUCUCUUCCCAUUAACGGAGACCUGGUAGCAGGACCUUGCCUGUCCCCUCUAACCCCCUCAUCCCCCCGCCCGGCCACUUAUCCACCUCCCAUCCUGAGUCACCCACACCUCCACUUCCCUGCCCCCUGUAGACCCAGCCCUUGUCCUGGACACAGCCACUCGGAGGCCACUGGUGUACGACCCCCCCAUGGGACCCAGAGGGCAGCCACCAACACUCCUACCCCAGACUCUCACUCCAGAGGGAGGGAGACGGUGCCACCACAGCCCCAGGCUAAGAAGGCUUCUCCUAAACCAGUAUGGGAAGCACCAGUAUCGGUGCUUCCCAGGAUACCAAAGAUAAAACAGAGCGGUGGCCUAACGAAUGGCAGCGCCAGCAGAGGGGGUAGUAGUAGUAGUAGUAGUAGUAGUAGCAGCAGUGCUAAUGGUAGUGGUAGUAAUGGAUUCCCUGAUGCCUGUGUGAACAGCUUGGGUGGGAACAGGGGCAGGCAGCAAAGUGUGGACCAGCAGCAGGGCAGGACAGAGGGACAGAGACCAGACAGAGCAGGCCCUUCCUCAGCCUUCUCCAGCUCCUUCUCCUCUUCCUCCACCUCUUCUGAUUCUCCAUCUAACCCUGCCCGCACCUCUUCAUCAACAUCAUCCACGGUGUGCUUCCGGAUCAAUGCCAGCGGCAAUGCGUGGCACGCCCGACAGCUUAGCAACGCCUCUGCAAUUGUUGCGUCUGCAAUUGUUGCUGCCGGCAACUGUCUAGAACCGGCGUCCGCGGAGGAAGAGGAGGCGAAGAGGAAAAGAGCGGAGCGCAUGAACAAACAGAAUCCCCUGACGUCCUCACACACACCGGUCAAAGAGGAGAAGGAAGAGGGGGAUAUAUACGACCCCUUCCACCCAACCGGCUCAGACUCCAACGCCUCAGACAGCGAAGCAGAGAGCCAUGCUGGGGGGAAACCAACCAUGGUGCACAAGGAAGGUGCCAGCCACCAGGUGAAAGCUGAGGCACUGGAGAGUAGGGUGUCACUGGAGAGGGAUGAGGGCUCAGGAGAAGGUCUGGAGGUGAAGAGCGAGCUAGAGAACUCUGACACAGCGAAGCCUGGUCACAGCCCUCACAACGCACCCAGGUCUGGGAUGAGUGGCACCAGCACACCUCUGUCCCAGAGCCAGGUCCAUCUGAAGAGGGAGAGGAACGAGCCAGGGGAUGAGAAAGGGCAGCACAGCCAGACUGGCAACAGUAGAGAGCCCCAGAACCAGAAGACUACUCCUUCCUCAUCCAGUUCAGCCUCAAUCCACCACAGCAACAGGAUGGUGAAGACUGAGAUAAAGUCAGAGCUCCAGGACAGCCUCCCCAGGUCCCCAUCCAGGUCUGAAUCACACUCCAGGCCCUCAGGCCAGGGGAGGAAAACAUCCAAAGGCAGGGGGUCUUCCACGGAGUGGCGGUCUGCCUCAAUCAGCCCGGAGGCAGGCAGGAGGAGGGGAGACAAGGCCCCGGACCAGGCAGGAAGGAGGAGACGUUAUGAGGUGGGUAGGAGAGGAGACAAGGGGGGAGAGAGGAGUUCUAGGCGUUCGGUUUCGAGGGAGAGGAGAAGGACUCGUUCCCCGUCAGACAGCUCUACCUCUGAUUUCUCGGAGAGGUCUCGCAGGAAGAAGAGACGGUCACGCUCUCCGUCCAAAGACAGGAGGCGCUCCAGUUCAGGGUCAGGCUCCAGCAGCAGAGAGCGGUCCAAGAGGAAAAAGCAGAAGCGAGGGAGCAGGGAGAGGAACGAGGGCAGAGGGAGUGAAAGAGAGAAGGGCCGCCCGUCAAAGGACAAGAAGCGUGAUUGCUCACAGUCUCGCUCACGGUCCCGUUCCAGGUCCAGGGAGAGGAGGAAAGACCACUCACGAUCACAACCAUCAUCCUCCGGAUCAAAGGACAGGAUUCAGGUGCGGUCGAAAGACAGGAAGAGGCCGAAGUCCAGGUCGAGGUCCAGAGAGAGGAGGAAAGAAGAGGGGUCGUCACAGGGCACACAGAGACCACCAGGGUCUUCCUCAACCACCUCCUCCAAAAAGCUAGAAGAACAGAAAGGGAAGAAAAAGGAGAAAGUGCUCCCCCGUGUCCCUCUGAAAGAGGAGAGAGAGGCUAAAGAAGAGAGAAAAGAGCGAGAGAUCAAACAAGAGAUGCUGUCCUCAGGACUCAAACCUCUCUCUGUCCUCUCUGUCUCAGAGGUGAAAAAUGAGAGUGACAGCAAUGACAUUAGAACAGAGAGACACGCCUCUCUCUCAGCAAAACUACUCAAGGAGUCUAAGCUGCUCAAAGAGAUAAAAAAAGAGAAACCUGCCUUUGAUAUGUUGGAAGAAUCACUGGAUAGUAAACCAAUCAAGAAAGACAAACCUCUGUCAACGUUCAGCACAGUCAAGGACUUGCAAGAGCACAAGGAGAUGGAAAAAGAACAACCUUCCGCCCUCAUAAUGGAGGCGUGCGCCGUCUCCACAUCAGACAUAGCAGAUCAAAAAGAUCAAGCGUUAAAGGAAACCAUCAAGACUGAGCCCAUCUGGCCUGAGCUGCCUCAACAACUGACCUCCAACAUCCCUGUUCCUCCCACCCAAACUGGCCAAUCCAGCCCCAGCUUCUCAACACUCAGCACCAACCCUGUCCCUGCUCCUCCUCAGGGAUGGGGCCCCCUGCAGGUGGCCCCAUCCCUGUUUCCUCCUGUACCAAAGGCCCUCACCCGGACUCCUCCACCUGUCCAACCCGUACCAGUGAACUCAGAGAAGCACGAGGUAGAGGAGCCUUCAGACUAUGACGAUGAUGACAUGGACGUGGACAUGAUGCUGGACAGCCUGGACUAUGUGAAGACGGAGCCAGGUGGAGAGAGUGGGGAGGCUGGGGUCAAACAGGAGAAGGAAGGAGAGGGGGGGGAGGAGGAGGGGAAGACUGAGGGAGAACCAGUGCCAGUCACAGCAGGUGCCAAGGCCAAACCCUCUGUGAAGAGGGUCACCUGGAACCUGCAGGAGCCAGAGGGGCCACAGCCAGAGAGGCCACAGCCAGAGAAGACUGGCAGUAAGCUGGCCCUCUACAAACUGAAGCUGAAACAGGAGGGAGCUCGCAGACCUACCUCCAAUCAGGAGGCUCCCUUGGGGGCUACGUCACUCACUGACCCCAAGGUCCAGAGCACCAAGAGGGGCAGUGUGUCCAUAACGCUCCCCAGUGCCCCCUCCAGCUCCAGCAGCCUAACCACAGUAGGGCUGUCCAAACCUGGGCAGGGGGAACCCAACGAAGACCUGGGAGAGGAUGAUGCUUCUAGGAACGAUAAGUACAUAAAGAAACUCCACAUGCAGGAGAGAGCCAUAGAGGAGGUAAAGCUGGCUAUCAAGCCAUUCUACCAGAAGAGGGACAUCACUAAGGACGAGUACAAGGAUAUCGUACGCAAGGCUGUCCAGAAGGUCUGCCAUAGUAAGAGCGGGGAGAUCAACCCUGUAAAAGUGGCCAACCUGGUCAAAGCCUACGUGGACAAAUACAAACACGCGCGGAAAUAUAGGAAAGUAGAGGAUGGAGGGAAGACGCAGGAGGCAGAAACUGAUGGAACAAAUGACCCAGAGACCCCAUGAGGACCCCACAUUCAUCCACACACUGGAUACUCAGCCAUUUUCACACUCAUUUGAUCAUUUCUGUUAUAAAAUUAUGUCAAGUUGUUAGGGGACUCAAGGGCUUUGAGAAAUACUGCCUCCAGAUUGGCUGGUUUCUUCAUUGUUUUUAGGGACUAUAAAGUUGUUACGUUCGGUCCAUAGUAAUUCACCGUCUCACAAAAUAAUGGAAUAGCCUUUUCAUUGAAAUAUGUGGAAAUAACUUAGUGGACCCACUUUGAUUACCACUGACUGACAAGCAUCUGUUUUGAAUUGGAUUUGUUUCAAGAUUCACACAAGGCCAGACUAUGUCCAUGCACUUUGUUCUCAUGGUCUAGCUUGGUCUACUCUGAGAGGUUACUGCAGAGAUUCUGUCUUAAACAGACAGCUCUGUCAGAUAGCCUUUCAAUCAAGAGAGGCUGAGGAAUAAUGUGAAUCAGCUAUUUCUACAGACAAAAUGUCUGAGAAGAAGCAGUGCUGACUUUUUUUGUCUAUUUGUGCAGGGUAUUUAUGUCCUAAUUUUGUGGUGUCAAAGUCUAAUGCCGUCGUUAACGUGUUAGAAGAAAAUAAUGCCACAAUGCAGAAAAAUACAGGAAUGCAAUUUUGUAGAGUAGAAAAGUUAUUUCUGAUUUUAGAUUUGGUGUAAAUACAGAUUUUGAAUUCAGUAUGUAUGCCCUUUCAGUUGAGUUAGCUGCCUACUGGGAAUUCACAAAUGUAUACUGUGAAUGGUUCUGGAUGAAGUUUGAUGUCUCUGUGCUAUGGGAUGUGGGUCUGAUGGAGUGCUGGUUGGCCAAAUGGUACAGUUAGGAUCUUAAUUUGACUAGUUUCUCACAGCAGGAAAAUAGUCUUGCAGCAACAGGACAUUUGAAUUAUUGUGUG
Coregonus clupeaformis (lake whitefish) is the source of this 6373-nucleotide messenger RNA. Its product is annotated as PHD and RING finger domain-containing protein 1-like. The coding region runs from base 191 to 5479 and encodes 1762 amino acids. The record is from RefSeq and is a predicted model, not a curated record. The transcript has 19 exons. NCBI's taxonomy places the organism in Eukaryota, Metazoa, Chordata, Actinopteri, Salmoniformes, Salmonidae.